UGAGAGCGAGAUAAGACUGAAACGGAGCAUAGCCCUCAUCACUACGCACCACAGGCUAUGCUAUCUUAGGCUAUACCCUAAAACAGCCUCGGCCAGGCUAUAGUAUAUUUAGCUGUGAUAUCGAAUCCUCCUUUCCACAAUUUCCAUCUUCUGAUACUCUGAGAUCCUUUAAACAUUAUGCAUCACCAACGCGAAGGAUUCGGACGACACGAGGGGCGAGAAGAACGUCUCCAAGAUCGCCGCGAACAAUUCGGGGAGCGUCUCCAUGACCGCCGCGAAGCGCUCGAAGAGCGUCGAUUUGGACAUGGGCGUCACGGAGAACAUUCAGAAGAGCGUAGACAUGAACGAUAUGAAGACCAUCGCCGCGACCCAGAUCAGCAGCAGCAGCAGUAUGCACCCCCGGCUGGAGGGUUCAACAGGGCGGAUUUCGUCUCUGAUGAAGACUUCAAGAGGAUGAUGCAUGGCGGCGGCGGCGGCGGCGGCGCGGGGUUCGAACAACCCCGCAGGGGAGGUAAUGAUAUCGGUCCUGAGGACUUUGGAGAAUGGGAUCGACAGAGACCACCCCAGAAUGCUGGUUACCAAGAAUCAUACCAGCAGCAGUCCGUCCCUCACGAACAGCGCACAUCUGGCUAUGAGAGCGGCGCAUAUGCUCAGCCUUCUCGCAACCAAUACUCUGACCCAGAAUCGUUGGACCCACGUUAUGGAAGUAAUGUGUAUGCACCCCCUGCUGGUCCUCCUGGUGCAUCAUCCAGUUAUGCGCCAGCGGGAGGUUAUGCUCCACCUCCUGGGCCGCCACCUCCAGGUACUAGACCUCAGGCUUCAUAUGGAUACGAUGCUUCUCCUCAAGGAGGAUCGGGCCGAGGUGCUGCGAAUGAUUAUUACAAUGGACCUCCGCCAGGUCAAUCAGCACAGCCAUAUUCGCACACCCCAGAUAACGCAACCGCUUAUAACGACUCCCCUAACGCACCUCGCUACCAGGCUCAACCCUCGGACGGGUUCGACGAUGAGAAUUACAAAUCUCAUUUCUCCGCUCACGCUCAGGCGUAUGGUUCCGACCACGAUGAUAGGCCAAUGGCGAAUGAUGCUAUAGGCGCAGCUGCCGCUAUUGAGGCGCUGAAGCUCACAGCUGCAAAUAACCAGUCGGGUAACAGGCCGCAGCAGGGAGGUAGACCACAGGGUGGAUUCCAUGCCGAUGCGAACGCUCCGCAUGCGACGCCAUCUGCCGGCGGUGCGCAGCAGUCAUCAGACAUGAGUGGGAGACCGAGUGGUGGGAAGCCUCAGGGGCAGCCGCAGAAUGCAGAGUUUGAGCCUGAGUCUGACGACGAGGGCCCGGCUGCUAAAGCACAGGCUCCUGCAGGAGGUGGUGGCAUGCAGGGCAAGAUCGUUGCCCUGGCGAUGGCUCAGGCAGGUAAACUCUUCGACAAGAAGGGUGGGGGAGACAGCCAAGGAAAGACGCAAGCUAUGCAAUCAGCUGCAGCAACUGCAAUGCGCUUAAUGGGAGAGUACAAGUCAACGGGUAAGGUAAACAUGGAGCCAGGGGAGAUGCAGAAGCUUAUGGGGGUUGCGAUGUCGCUGUUCUGAAACGAAAGAGUAACACCGAUGGGCGGCACAGAAUUCGAAAUUGACCUUGCAGUCAUAUAUCUACAAUUCGAAAACAUUUAGUACGGUCUCGAUGUGGUUUUUAAACGUCUGAUUAUACACGACGAGCCUCGUGCUUAAUUUUACACAGUCAUUGGUCUCUUGCUUGGUGCAACGUUCGUCCGAUCACCAUGGUUGCGAGUACAAUUCUGUUGUUGUUCCAGAGCGUAUAUGUCCUGAGGACCGAUAAGCCUGGAUGACUGGUCAUCGUGCUAUUUUGAGACUGCCAGAAAACUGUGCGUCACAUUCAGGGCCUAGGCAUAAACCAAGUGUCUCUUCAAGUGGAGUCUGUUUCAUUGAGCGCACGGAGUCUGGCAGCUGCCUGGUCG
This is a messenger RNA of Suillus discolor, 1967 nucleotides long. RefSeq lists its product as uncharacterized. Bases 178 to 1581 code for a protein of 467 amino acids. The transcript is spliced from 7 exons. The record is from RefSeq and is a predicted model, not a curated record. NCBI's taxonomy places the organism in Eukaryota, Fungi, Basidiomycota, Agaricomycetes, Boletales, Suillaceae.